AUGGAUUUGGAUGAGAUUUCACAGAAACUUAAAAAGCUCAAAAGAAGGGGAGUUGAUUUAAGGGUGAAAAAUAGAAAAGAGACGGUCAAGGAAGAUAAUGAGACUGCUCGCGGAAAAAAGCCUUUAAUUUACAGCAUGAAGGAUGAUGAAGAAGUACAUGAACAGAAAGACGGAGAUGAGCGAGAUAAAUUACUUCAAUACACCAUGAAGGAUUAUGAGAGAUGGGAGAAUAAACAAAACCGCGAAGGUCUGCGGUCAUCUGAAGGUGCAAACUUGCGGGACCUAGCAAAAUUGACAUAUGACAAGGAAAUCCGUAACAUUACUAAAGAUGGGCCAAUAUCGAGUGGUAAAGUGACCAAGAAAAUUGAGAUAAAUUCUAAAGGGAAAAUUGUCUUGAAGGAUGAAGAUAAACUGAUAGAUAAGCUUAAGGAUUCAUUGGACAAAACUGCUGAUAUACGGUAUGCGAAUAUACGUAAAAAGAUUGAGAAACGAAACGGAACAGGUGCUGGAGAAGCAUUUAUAAACAACAAGAACAGACAAUUUAACGAGAAAUUGACGAGAGAAUCAAAACGUUUGCAAAAUGAUUAA
Messenger RNA from Lachancea fermentati, 588 nucleotides. The record is from the annotation of a GenBank genome assembly. Lineage: Eukaryota; Fungi; Ascomycota; Saccharomycetes; Saccharomycetales; Saccharomycetaceae.